UCAAGUGUCCGCCCGCCUCACCCUCUCAAAGUGCUGGGAUUACAGGUGUGAGCCACCACACCUGGCCACAAAUAUUUAAAUCAAAACAAAGUAAGACAUAUUAUAGGUACUUUUAACAUAAAUAUAUUGUUGAACAUUAUCAUUGGUCAGUGACAUGCAUAUUGAAAUGAGCAGAUAAAAGGGUGAGAAGAAUAAAGUAUAGAUGUUAAUUAGACUUUACCAAGAAAUCAGAAUACUGAAAUAAAAGUGGACCAGAAAUAAGGACUGCCCAUAUAAGAGGAAGAUAACUUGAGGUUCACUUUUGCAUUAUAAUUCUUACUGCGAAUGUUUUUGAUGAUUUUAAAAUGAUUAUAUAUGGAGGAUUUUUUUCUUUCUUUUUUAUUAAGGUUUGCUGGUGAGGCCUUCGACCCGCUAGUUGAAGCACUAGUUACAGAAUCCUGGAGAAGGCUAGAAAGGUUUGAUAUUAAACUGCUAUCAGAAUUUUCCACUUGCCUAGCACAGCAGCGUUUAUAUUUUAGUCCUUUAAUGGGAAAAAUAGCUGAUAUUGUUCAUAGGAACUUGGAAACCACACAGGACUUAAGUUCCUUGUCUGUCUUAAUGGUCAACAUAUCUUCUUUAAUAUCACGACAUUUUCAAGAACAACUGGUGAACAAAACAGAACUUCUUUUUGACACCAUGGAUUCUUCUGAGGUCGACUUUGCAAAAAGAAUAGUACAGUUUCUUCGAAAUGUUAGAUAUCGUUAUCAACCACUAUUAGAAAGGUGUAAUAAUGUAUUUUUAAGUAAUGUGGACCACCUCGAUUUGGAUUCCAUCAGUAAAAUACUUAGUCUACACAAAUUUCUGCAGUUUAAUAGUUUUAAAUUUAUUAUAGUGGCCAAAAAGAAGCUGACUGAAAUGAUUCCUCUGCUUAAUCAUCCUGCUAGCUUUGUAAAAUUAUUUGUAGCAUUGGGACCCAUUGCAGGACCUGAAGAAAAGAAACAACUUAAAUCAACUAUGUUAUUGAUGGCAGAGGAGCUAACUGGUGCACAAGCCCUGGCAGUGUUGGGAGCAUUGGAAGAUAUGGAAAGCAGAAAUUCACAUCUGAUUAAAAGAGUUGCUUCAGUUCUGUAUAAACAUUUGGAUAACUAUAAACCAUUAGAGUUGUUGAAGAUAACUCAAGCAUUGACUUUUCUGCAUUUCCAAAGUAAGGAGUUUUUUGUGAAACUUAGAGAAUUACUGCUUAGUUAUUUGAAAAUCAGUUUCAUACCAACUGAGAUGUCCCUUCUGGUCUGUGCUAUUUCCAUGCUUCCUUCUCCUCACUUGGACGAAGUGGGGAUAUCCCGAAUUGAAGCAGUUUUACCACAGUGUGACCUAAAUAAGCUGACUGGUUUUUCUGCAUCUGUUUUAAGAUGGAUUCAGUAUGACCACAUGCAUUUGGAUAGUAAUACUGGGAAACAACUGAAACUACUUCAAAAAUUAGAUCACUAUGGUCAUCAGAGACUACAACACAUCAACAGUUUUGAUCUGUUAUGGAAGGAACUGAAAUCUCUCAAAGGAGACGUGUUUCCUGAGUCACUUAUUGAAGAAAUGAUUGCUGCUUUACAGUGUUUCAGGGAUGAAAUUAAUUACAUAAAUGUUGCAGAGAUUGCAUAUUUUAUUUCUAAAACUAAUUACCUCAGUACUUUGCUACUUGAUAGGAUAGCCUCAGUGGCUGUUCAGCAGAUUGAAAAGAUCCAUCCUUUUACAAUUUUUGCUAUUAUUAUUCCGUUCAGCGUUUUGAAUUAUGAUCCACCUCAAAGGGAUGAAUUUUUAGAAACUUGCAUGCAACAUCUUAAUUCUUACUUAGGUAUAUUCGAUCCUCAUAUGUUAGUGUUUCUUGGUUUCUCUUUGGCCACACUUGAAUAUUUUCCAGAAGAUCUGCUAAAGGCAAUUUUUAACAUCAAAUUCUUAGCUAGAUUAGAUUCUCAACUUGAAGUUUUACCUUCAUCUCUAAGUACAAGAGUCCAGUUUCAUCUUAUGGAGUUGAAUAGAGCAGUCUGCUUGGAAUGCCCUGAGUUUCAGAUUCCAUGGUUUCAUGACCGCUUCUGCCAACAAUAUAAUAAAGGUAUUGGUGGCAUGAAUAGAGCACAACAGCAGAUUUAUAAAAUGUUAGCAGAGGUACUAGGAGGAAUCAAUUGUGUAAAAGCCUCGGUUCUUACGCCUUAUUACCACACAGUAGAUUUUGAGUGUACCUUGGAUAAAAAAAAAAAACCUCUUCCUUAUGGAAGCCAUAAUAUAACAUUGGGACAACAACCAGAAAUGCCCUGGGAAUCAAAUACUGAAAUAGUUGGAUCAAGGCUGCCACCAGGAGCUGAAAGGAUUGCUUUGGAAUUUUUGGAUUCGAAAGCAUUUUGUAGAAAUAUUCCUCACAUAAAAGGAAAAUCUGCUAUGAAAAAACGACAUUUGGAAAUUUUGGGCUAUCGUGUAAUUCAGAUUUCUCAGUUUGAAUGGAACUCUAUGGCACUGUCAACAAAGGAUGCUAGGAUGGACUACCUGAGAGAACGUAUAUUUGGAGAAGUCAAAUUAUGAUUGUAGUUGUUUAAAUGAAUGUUAUCAUGUGUCACAUUUGGACUUAUUUGAAUUAAGUGGCCUGACUCAAUAUAAAAUAAGAGGUACAAAUAUCCUAAGGUGGGAACAUGCCUGGCAUGUUUGAGAAUAACAAAGGAUCCAGUAUGGCUGGAGCAGAACAAGUGGGGAGUGGGGUGGGAGUAUGUAAGAGAAAAGGAAAGAGAUAACAGAGUCAAAUACAACCUCUUGGCUACUUGGAGUGAGAUGAGAAGCCAUUGGGGGGAUUCAAGCAAGGAAUGAUAUGAACUCACAUUUUAACUGCAUUACUUUGGCUACCUUGUUGAGAUAAGAAAAGACUAUGAUGAGGCAAAAGUGUAAGCAAGAAAACCCUCUAUGAGGUCAUUGCAAAAAUCCAGGCAAGAAAUGAAUGGUGGCUUGGAGAGAGUGGAGCAGUGGAGGUAAUGAGAAGUAGUCAGAUUUUUGGAUGUAUUUUGAAGAUAAAGGCAACAGAAUUUGCUCAGUGAGUGGAUAUGAGGUAUGAGAGAAAUAGGAGUCAAGGAUAAUUCUAAGUUUUUGUCCUAAGCAACUAAAAGGAUGUUAAUGCUAAUGAGCAUUAACUGAGAUGGGGAUGGUCUACAGGACGAGCAAGAUGGGGCAGGUGGUGGGGUUGAUUAUGAGUUUGUUUUAGAUAUGUUGAGUUUGUGAUGUCUUUUAAACAUCUAAGUGGAUAUACCAAAUAGAGAAUUCAGUAAAUGAGCUUGGAGGUCAGGGAAGACAUCCAGGCCCCAGAUACAAUGUAUAAGUUGUCAGCAGUAUUCAAUGCCCUGAGACGAAAUCACUUAAAAUAAGAUUAAGUAGAUGAAAUCACUUAAAAUGAGGUAAGAGUGUGAAUGGAGGAGAGGGCUGAGGACUGAGUUUGGUGCUCCAACAUUAAAAGAUUAAUAGGAAGAAGAGGAAUCAGGAAAGGAGACUGAGCAGGGAUGGCCAAUGAGAUAGGAGGAAAGAAGGUAGUAAUCCUUCCUAGAAGCCAAGUGGAUAAAGCAUUUCAAGGAGGUGAGUAGUGGUAUCAGAUGCUGCUGAUAGGUCAGGUAAGAUGAGAAAUGGGAAAUGGCUAUUAAAUUUAGCAACAUGGAAAUCAUUAGUACUUUGAAAAGAGUCAUUUUGAAGUGGCGUGUGUGAAAGCCUGACUAGUUCAAGAGAAAAUGGGAGGAUAUACGUUUUCUCCUAAAUGGAAGCAAAGAAAUGGGGUCGUAGCUGAGUGGACCAAUCUUGACCUGGUCUGAGCCUACACAUGUUGAGGGAAUAAUGGUAUUUCCCCUGUCUUACAACACAUUUAUUCAAUAAAAUGGUUACUAAGGGCCUGCUAUGUGAUAUAAUCCCCAACCCUUCCUCUAAGAGUGAUGGUUUUGUACUCAGCAGGCCACAGCCUAACUACCCUCACUCAGACCACCUGGUGAUGGUGGCAGUAAUUGGCCAUCUGAAACGUGGCUAUCUUCUGACUCCAUGACCCUCUCACUUCCUAAGUAUAGCUUUAAAAUAUGUGUCUUGCAUGUAAUUUGCUUCACUGAUAUUUGGCUUAGACUUAGUUGAAGUACCUGUUUAAAAUAUCCAAUGACUGCAUGAUUUGAAUGCCAAUACUUAAUGAUUUUGUGGAACAUUAACUUCACAAAACGUUUUGUGAAAAACAAUCAGAAUAGUAAGUGAAAGAUGUCUCAUUGUCUCUUCCUCUUUCUGAAUUCCUCAUAUUGAUUUAUAUUAGUGGAAAUGCUAAAUUCAGAGUGUUUAAUUUCCAUGAUUGUGUUCUAUUUCUCAAGCAAAUGAUAACAAGAACUAAACCCUUGGUUAGGUUAAAAUAUUUUACUAUGCAAUUUUAGAAUAAAAUGAUUAGGCUGAUGAGGAUUAUAAAGGGUUUCCUUUGGAUAUAAGUGAAAAUUUAGUCAUUAUAUACUUGAGGAACAUGGAACUCCUGAUUGAAAAUAACCUUUGUGUACUUUCACUGGUUGUUACAUAUGAUUGAACUUUUCACCUAUCACAUCUCUUACUCUCUCUAGGCAGUAGUCUCCAACCUUUUUGGCAUCAGGGACCAUUUUUGUGGAAUACAGUUUUUCCACGGACAGAGUGGGGGGAUGGAAUGGUUUCAAGAUAAAAUCUCAGAUCAUCAGGCAUUAGUGAGAUUCUCAUAAGGAGUGCACAACUUAGAUUGCACACGUGUACAGUUCACAAUAGGAGGGUUCGUGCCCCUAUGAGAAUCUAAUGUAGCUGCUGAUCUGACAGGAGGUGGAGCACAGGUGGUAAUGCUAGCUUGCCUGCCCACUGCUUGCCUCUUGCCGUGUGGCCCAGUUGGGGAAUCCUGCUCCAGGCUAUCUGAUGCAAAUGGUUUUCUUUUAUAUAUAAUAUAUAAAUAUAAAUACUGUUAUAUUUUUGAUUGAUGAUUUUUCUAUCUAAAUAGCUUACCUCGUUAUAAACAAAAGCAUUUUUUAUUGAGAUACAAUUCCCAUAUUAUAAAAUUCACCCUUUAAAAGUAUGUAAUUCAGUGGUUUUUAGUAUAUUUGUGCAACCAUCACCCAUAUCUGAUUCAGAACAUCAUCAUCCUCAAAAGAAACCCUGCAAGAAGCAUCAUUUUUACAACUUAUUUUUACAUCUGUGUAGAUUGGCAUUCUCUCCCCAAAAGUAGUCUCAAUCCUGAUUUUAUAGUAAGAGAUUCUUACAAUUUUAUCACCCAGAUGUAUACUUCUGGACACCAUAAUCCCUGUGGCCCCCUCUUCCUGCACCCUUUUGAGUCUAAGUGUCCCUUUUGCUUCCUAACAGUUUAUUUGUUGAAGAACCUGUAGGGUUUUCCACUUUGGGAAUUUCUUGAUUCUGUAUUCAUGCUAUAAUUAAGAAAAGUAUUUUUCAAUAUAGAAGAGUAAUCAGGAUUCUACUUUAAAUAUCCAAAAUAAAACUUGUUUCUGUUAAAUAUA
Messenger RNA from Sapajus apella (tufted capuchin), 5486 nucleotides. It is a transcript of the gene FASTKD1, whose product is annotated as FAST kinase domains 1. Gene Ontology annotation, cellular component: ribonucleoprotein granule; mitochondrial matrix. Gene Ontology annotation, biological process: regulation of mitochondrial mRNA stability; mitochondrial RNA processing. The record is from RefSeq and is a predicted model, not a curated record. Gene Ontology annotation, molecular function: RNA binding. Lineage: Eukaryota; Metazoa; Chordata; Mammalia; Primates; Cebidae.